AUGAGGAAUCUCUCGGUGGUGACCGAGUUUAUUCUGCUGGGCAUCCCGCACACAGAGGGUCUGGAGCCCAUGCUCUUUGUCCUGUUUUCGUCCUUCUACAUCCUCACCCUGAUGGGGAACCUGCUCAUCCUCUUGGCAAUCGUCUCCUGCACUCGGCUUCACACUCCCAUGUACUUCUUCCUGUGCAAGCUGUCUGUGUGUGACAUAUUUUUCCCUUCUGUGAGUUCCCCCAAGAUGCUGCUCUACCUCUCAGGGAACAGCCGAGCCGUCUCCUAUGAAGGCUGCGUGUCCCAGCUCUUCUUUUACCAUUUCCUCGGCUGCACUGAGUGUUUCCUGUACACGGUGAUGGCCUACGACCGUUUUAUUGCCAUAUGUCACCCUCUACGCUACACGAGCAUCAUGAGCCACAGAGUGUGUGCCAUCCUGGCCAUGGGGACCUCAUUUUUUGGCUGCAUUCAGGCCACCUUUCUAACCACUCUCACCUUCCAAUUGCCCUACUGUGGCCCCAAUGAGGUAGACUAUUACUUCUGCGAUAUCCCAGUGAUGCUGAAGCUGGCUUGUGCUGACACCUCGGGUCUGGAGCUGGUGGGGUUCAUCAGUGUGGGCCUCAUGCCCCUCAGCUGCUUCCUUCUCAUUCUCUCCUCCUACAGCUGCAUUGUCUGUUUCAUCCUGCAGAUCCGCUCUGCCAAGGGCCGACGUCACACCUUCUCCACCUGCAGUGCCCACCUCGCUGCCAUCCUGCUUUUCUACAUGCCAGUGGUGCUCAUCUACCUAUGGCCAACCCCAAGCCCCUGGAUGGAUGCAACAGUUCAGGUGAUGAAUAACCUGGUCACCCCCAUGCUGAAUCCCCUGAUCUACAGCCUCAGGAAUCAGGAGGUGAAAUCUUCACUGAGGAAGGUGCUGCAUAGGCUGGGCUUCCUUCCCGAGCAGUUGGAGAGAGAGAUUGGUAGUUAA
Cynocephalus volans (Philippine flying lemur) is the source of this 954-nucleotide messenger RNA. Its product is annotated as olfactory receptor 10D1B-like. The record is from RefSeq and is a predicted model, not a curated record. Gene Ontology annotation, biological process: G protein-coupled receptor signaling pathway. Gene Ontology annotation, molecular function: olfactory receptor activity; G protein-coupled receptor activity. The transcript has a single exon. Lineage: Eukaryota; Metazoa; Chordata; Mammalia; Dermoptera; Cynocephalidae. Gene Ontology annotation, cellular component: membrane. Bases 1 to 954 code for a protein of 317 amino acids.